UAUAUAAUCGAUUAUGCUUAAAAUCUGAGGCCAUGCAUCACUAUUGGGCUAGACUGAGAUGGCUAGCCUACAUUGGGCUUACUUUAGAACCGACGACCCGUAAUUUACCGGAAUCGGGCCCCCUUAUCCGAUCACUGAUCUCAGAAAAACGGGUGUAUCUCUGUUUCAGUAACUGACAUGGCUUCGCUUCGGCUUCAACUUCCAUUCUCUGCCGGUCCAUGCCUACCCAAUUCCCGGUUCAGACGCAGUCGGGUCCGGUCCUCCACCGAACGCCAGGCGCUCUUCAACCGCAUUGCCCCUGUCUACGAUAACUUAAAUGAUUUGUUGAGCUUGGGUCAGCAUCGAAUAUGGAAAAGAAUGGCAGUUUCGUGGAGCGGAGCAAAAAUGGGGGAGAGUGUGUUGGAUUUGUGCUGUGGAAGUGGGGAUUUAGCGUUUCUCUUGUCUGAGAAAGUUGGGUCCAAUGGCAAGGUGAUUGGUCUUGAUUUCUCGAAGGAGCAGUUGUCAGUUGCUUCGUCGCGGCAAAAGUUGAAGUCGAAAGCCUGCUACUUGAACAUUGAGUGGGUUGAAGGUGAUGCAACUGAAUUGCCGUUUUCUGACGGUCACCUUGAUGCCAUCACUAUGGGUUAUGGGCUAAGAAAUGUUGUAGACAAACACAAGGCCAUGGAGGAAAUUUUAAGAGUUUUGAAAGCAGGCUCAAGGGUAUCAAUCCUUGACUUCAAUAAAAGCACCAAUCCAGUUGUUUCAUCAGUUCAGGACUUGAUGAUUGACAAUGUUGUUGUCCCCGUGGCAUCUGGUUUUGGACUUGAGGAGGAUUACAAGUAUUUAAAAAGUUCAAUCAGGGAAUUCCUGACAGGGGACGAGUUGGAGAAGCUGGCUUUAGAUGUAGGUUUUUCCAAUGCCAGAUAUUAUGAGAUUGGCGGAAGCCUCAUGGGGAACUUAGUAGCCACCCGAUAGGUUGAUUCAUGUAUGCUAUUUUCAAAUUGUGUCUUGUUGAACACAAAAUAUGUGCCUUCGGGAAAUAAGAAAGAUGUUGUGGCUCAAACAUUUCUUUUCA
This is a messenger RNA of Pyrus x bretschneideri (Chinese white pear), 1054 nucleotides long. RefSeq names its product 2-phytyl-1,4-beta-naphthoquinone methyltransferase, chloroplastic-like. The record is from RefSeq and is a predicted model, not a curated record. Lineage: Eukaryota; Viridiplantae; Streptophyta; Magnoliopsida; Rosales; Rosaceae. Gene Ontology annotation, biological process: phylloquinone biosynthetic process. Bases 178 to 954 code for a protein of 258 amino acids. Gene Ontology annotation, molecular function: 2-phytyl-1,4-naphthoquinone methyltransferase activity. The transcript has 8 exons.